Molecule: messenger RNA, 4100 nt
Organism: Caenorhabditis auriculariae
Lineage: Eukaryota; Metazoa; Nematoda; Chromadorea; Rhabditida; Rhabditidae
Source: the annotation of a GenBank genome assembly
AUGGAUGUCUGUAAAUUGUCGAGCUACGAGCCACUGGAUGGCUUGAAAAAAGCGCCAUGUUCAGGUAAAUGGCAAAAAUCGUUAAGAGGGAUCGAACCUGGGACCUUUUGGAGCGAGAUUAGGGGCUUAGCCACUCGGCUAACAGCCUUCAGAAUAUUUUAAGGGGCCUUUUAAGCGUUUAAUAGAAGCUAUUAUGCCUAGAAAAGAACUGCUGGUUUAAAAAAUCGCUAUUAUUUUUCAAAAACGCCAUUUUUCACUUUGUUUUUGAUCUUCAUAAGGAUUAUUAAAGCACAAAAACCUAAAGUGAUCACUAAAAGUUUCCUCAAAAAAAUUUUUAGAACUCCAAAGAUAAAUUUUUUCCGUUUGUAACUGGUCCAGUUAAAGUUCAGAUGAUUAUAAGGACUUCUAAAAAUUUUUGACAAACUCUAGAGUGGCCCCUAUAGUGACACCAUUAAAAGUCUUUCGAGAGUCCUCUCAAGGGACCACUUUACCAACCCCUAUAGGGGUCACUCGAGCUCGCGAAAGGGGUCCCUAUAGGGAAAUGCUAGUCAACACUAAGCGAAGAAGCAUUUCUAUGGGAAAAAACUGAAUAAAUAAGCGUUUUUUGAAUGAAAUUGAAAGACCCCUCUAGGGACCACUUAAGCUUUAGGGGCUACGUGGUCGGACCCUAAACCCCUAUAGGGACCACCGUAAUUUUACCAAUAUAGGUACCGCUUUUUCGGCCCUUAUACGGACUGUUUUUCCCCCUGACCCCUAAAGGGUUCACUUGAGCUUUAGGGGUUAUGUGGUCGGACCCUAAACCCCUAUAGGGACCACCUUGAUUUUAUUCCUAUAGGGAUCGCUUUUUCGGCCCCUAUACGGACUGUUUUUCCCCCUGACCCCUAUAGGGUUCACUUGAGCUUUAGGGGCUAAGGGGUCAGACCCUAAACCCCUAUAGGGACCGCUUUUUCGGCCCCUAUACGGGCUGUUUUUCCUCUAACCCCUAUAGGGACCGCUCUAGAGUCCUCAAAUUCAAAUCAAAAAAAAAUUUGCGACGAUUUGCUCUUCAGGAUGUAAGCAAAAUCGCAUGUUUUAUUGCUACGAUUGUCGAGUACCCAUGCCCGGCGUCUUUACGCCGCAAGUUGAGGUAUAAACCCUGAAAAAAAAAACCAGGAAAAAUAAAAAAAUCAGCUCCCCUGCGCCGUCGACAUUAUCAAACACCCGAUGGAGAAAAACAGCAAGAGUAGUGCGCUCCAUUGCAAAAUCGUGGCGCCAAAUCAGACUCGAGUGAAUUUCCAAUCAAUAUUUUUGAAAAAAAUAGUUUUUGAGGUAUUCGAUCACCCAAAUGUUCAUGAUUAUCGGAAGGAUCCGCCAGAGGAACGGAAAGCCACGGUAGAUUUGAUAAUGGUCGCAUUUGGAAUGGUUGAAAGCUUCAUAGUUUUCUUCCAGAUGCUAUUUUGCGCAAGUCGUUUUGAGUCCGGGGCAUUUUGGAGACUUGCUUUCCAUUAUCAGGCAUUGCACGUCUAACGUUGCGGAUCAAGCUAUGAUUUAAAAAUUCUGAGAAGUUCAAUGGUAGCGCGCGGAAACCGUUUUGAGUCCGUUGCACUGUCAUAAGAAGUCCUUGGAAUCUGAGCCAGUCUAGCUGCGGUCAUAUAACCUGUAUCAAGUCCGGCGCCUUGAAAAAGUAACUCUGAGCCAUUCCAAGUGCGACCAAAAGCUUCUCAAUUCCAAUUUUAUCAAACUUCAAGUUUUAGGCUCUGAUAUUUCCUAGCAAAGACGCGAUUAGCAUUGAGGAGUUUGUAAAAUCUAUCGGCCUUAUAAAACGAAUUAUUGUUCUGGAUUGUACCUGGUUCCAAGUAGGAGUCAUGCAGAGGACGCCCGAAAUUCAAGGUUUGUUGCUGUGUGUUGCUCAUGCUAUAGGGUAAAGUCGUGUCAAUAUUAUGAGGAAAAAACUGUUCUUUUAUUGAAAUAUUGUAUCUGGUUUCAAGUAGAAGGCAUGCAGGGAACGCCAGAAAUUCAAGGUCUGCUGCGGAUUAUUGCAUUUUGUUGCUCAUCUUAUGGGGUAAAGGCGUGUCAAUAUUAUAAGGAAAAAAAAUCCUUCUUUUAUUGAAUUAUUGUACCCGGUUUCAAGUAGGAGUCAUGCAGAACACGCCUGAAUUUCAUGGUUUGUUGCUGUGUAUUGCAUUUUGUUGCUCAGGUUAUGGGGUAGAGACGUGGCAAUUUUAGAGGAAAAAACUUUUUUUUAUUGAAUUAUUGUACCUGCUUUCAAGUGGGAGUCAUGCAAAGGACGCCUGAAAUUCAAGGUUUGUUGCUGUGUGUUGCAUUUUGUUGCUCAUGUUAUGGGGUAGAGUCGUGGCAAUGAUAGAGGGAAGAGAAUUAAGAGAUUUUAUCGUCGUCUCAGCUAGAAAAUUCCCCUCAAAGUGGUCGUUUAAGGGCUUCAACACGUUAUGCUACGAGAAUAUCGGACGGCGUUCUGGAGACCUCAACAUAAUGUCCAGGAUACGCAUUUGGCCACGAUUGAAGCUAUUUAUUACGCUUUGAGGGAGUAUCAAGAACUUGGCCUUUUGAGGAAGUACGAAGGUUGGUUGAAGAGGAUUUUGAAUGAAGUCAGCCUUCAAGGCAUCGAGAUUCUUUUUUUCCUAGAAGGGUCAAGAAAAAGUUGAUUUUUGAUGCGCCCCGGAGGUGUUGAAGCAUUUAGUGACCACUUUAGUAGCGUCAGCACUCUUUAAGGGGCCCCUAGAGAUGCUCAGAUUCUCAAGGCCCGGGAAGAAAAAAACGGCAGGCCUGCGCGCAUACAUCAAUUUAGAGAGCACGGUAAGAUUGGAGAGCCCAGACUCGUACUCUCCUCGUUCAACACACUGUCUAAGGACCUGGGCGUUGGCAUUCCAGUUUAAGAAAAAAAUCUCGAACUGUAGGCGCUGCUCUGCCGUUGAUUUUUUGACUUAGGCGCUGCUAUACCGUUCAUUUUUUGACCUAGGCGCUAGCCAGCUGCUUUUCUUCUGACUAGGGUUUGAUCUUCCCUAAACAUCGAGACAAGAAUUGUGACUUUCGUCCAGGAACUGGCGGCGUGGUGUAGUGGUAAUGGGCUUGCGUACUUUCCACGUGGCCAUGGGUUCGGAUCCUUAGCGGAAAUCAUUUUGGUGGCUCCGGGAUCCAUCAUAAUUUUUCUCGAAAACACAUCGACAAAGUAAUCAAGACCACAACUACUACACCAGGCAGCCAGGCCUCGCAUAUGCGCUCUGAAAAAGCUUCAACGAGCUUCUCCUUGGUUGCCCGAAGGGAUGAGCGGAACUUUAUUUUUGAUUCCGAGUACUCUCACCGAGGCCUAACAACCCCAAGAAGACUCAAAUCUCAACUUUCAGGGGAGACCAAACCCUAGUCAGAAGGAAGACGGAAGGCCAGCGCCUAUGUCCAAAAAUGAACGGCAGCGCCCAAACUUGAGAUUUUUCUCUGAAAUGCGCAGGUCCUCAGACAGUGUGUAGAACGAGGAGAGUACGAGUCUGGUCUCUCCAAGUUUACCGUGCUCUCUGAACUGCGCGCUGGCCUGCCGAUUUUCUCUGCUUGGAACUCGGGAACCUGAACAACUCUAGGGAUCCCUUAAAGACUGAUGAUGCUACUAAAGUGGUCACUAGAAACGCUCCGAUACGUCUGAUUCGCGUCUCCAAUUCCUGAGCGAUUCUAGGGAUCCCUUAAAGACUGUUGAUGCUACUAAAGUGGUCACUAGAAAUGCUCCGAUACGUCUGAUUCGCGUCUCCAAUUCUUGAGCGAUUCUAGGGAUCCCUUAAAGAGUGCUGAUGCUACUAAAGUGGUCACUAGGGAUACUCCGACACGUCCGGGGCACACUACCAAGGUCCGAGUGAGUAGGGGGAAAUAUCGAAAAAAAAUUCAAAAUUUUCUUUCAAAAAAUCACUUUAAGGUUUUUCGCAUUUUUGAUAUAAAAACUUUUUUUCCAAUAAUCGCUUGGCAUCUAUCAAAAACUCUGAUCUCAUAUGAUGAAAAUAUUUUCAAACUCCUAAUUUCCAGGCGAUUUUGACGACCUUCUCUAUUGGUUUUUCCACACGAAACGUUGUGUCGACGAUAAACAGAAGGAGUAUCAAUCGAAACUUUCAGAAAAGGCCUAA